AUGUGUGUCUACAUCCAAACCAUCCCCCUCUGCGGCCAUCCUCCAGCGACGCUGCUUUCCUACGCUUCAUGCAACGACGUCCUCGCGCAGCUGAUGCGUAUUACCGAGCCAGAGGCAUGGGAGCCUGAGAACAUGGACAAGGUCCCCUUCGACAUGCCGGACGACUGUGACCCAGGCCCGGACAAUAUCUACGUUCUGUACUCGGACGAUUACUGCGGUUGGGAGUGUCGGAACAACGCGUACCAGCGGGCGGCUGCCGGUGGGCUCCCGGGCUUUUUUGAUGAUGAGGUGGGGGGCUUUUUGCCGGAUUGUUUCCCAGGGGACGAGAGGGGACAGUUGGUGGGAGUUGGGUAUGGUGGUGACCGGAGGCGGAUGGUCCUUGGUAUGCCUGAUGCUGAUUUUGGGCCUGGCGGUGAGACAUCCGGUAUUGGCUGGCGAAGUUUGUGA
Diaporthe batatas is the source of this 447-nucleotide messenger RNA. RefSeq lists its product as uncharacterized. The record is from RefSeq and is a predicted model, not a curated record. NCBI's taxonomy places the organism in Eukaryota, Fungi, Ascomycota, Sordariomycetes, Diaporthales, Diaporthaceae. The transcript has a single exon. The coding region runs from base 1 to 447 and encodes 148 amino acids.